AUGUUCAUCAUUUUUAAAUUGUUGAUUUUAAUUUAACCAAUUUUAAGUUAGUCUUAAUGUGAUCCUACAAAAAGCAAUUGCUGUAACUAAUCCUGUCUUAGUUGCGCUCAAAACUAAAUUUCUGAAUGUACAUCAUGUAGCUUAAAUUACUUAUACUUGAAUGUACAAUAUUAAUGCCUUAAGAAGUGUCCUUAAGGAACAUAUUUAGAUUCAAGCACUAAUAAUUGUUAUUCAUGUGUAAGCUAAUAUUGUAGCCAAUGCUCAAGUACUCAAUGCUUAUAAUGCUUUGACGGAUUUUAAAAAGACCCUAACGAUCCUCAAAAUUGUAUAUCUUAGUGUAGCUAAAUAGGAUAAAUUUAAGAUGAUUAAAGCCAAUGCAAUUAUGGGUGCUUCAAUGAUUAGAUUUUCGAUAUCGACUACUAAUCGUUUAGUUGUUAAGUAAAAGCUUAAUGCCCUUAGAUACAGCAAAUACCUUAGUUGCAAAAUUAAAACAAUAUUGUUUCCUCUUUGCUUGAUUAUACUAUGACUGCAAUUACCUUAGUAGAUGUUCAAGGAUAUGUUGUUUAAUAUAGCUAUCCUUAGCUAUAGACAUAGAUAGCAUUUUAACUAAAUAUAUCUACCUACCAAGUUGUAGAUUGCUAAUAUUAAAAUUAGUUGGAAUUAGCAAAUAAUAUAGUCACUUGCUUAUUAUAACCUCUUAACUUACUCAAGUUUUACAACUCAAAUGGAACAACUAUCUUACAAUCUUUUCUUACUUACAAUAAUACAAAAAAUACUGGAAACUUUAUAUAAAGCUUUUAGAAAGGAAAUGAUUGGAAUUUAAUAUUAUCAUAAAGUUCUAAUUAUGAAAUAGACCUAUUAUCUUACAAAAAUUCAACUUACUUUAUGAUAGAUGUCAGUUCUACUGCUUAAAUUUCUCUGUUUUAAGUGAAAUAAUACACUAAUUAAGAUUAAUAUUAGUUUUUGAGUCUAAAUCUGAUUAGCUAAUCUAUAACUUAUUAUUAGAUUUCUCCUUUUCAAAAAGUAUCAGUCUACAAUUCAUCAAGCAUAGACUCAACAGCCAGUUUAGUUCAACUAAAUUCGUUAUAUUAUUGGACUUUAUACACUUCCUCCUAGAUUAAUUUACUUUACUUUAAUUAUGGUCAGAUGUCUCUUAACCUACUGCAAACCAUUUAAAUGACUAGCUUUAUUUAUACCAUUUAUUUGAUUCCAUAAUCAGAUCUAAUUCUAAUUGUAAGCUCUGAAACUCCUUAAAAUAAUUUAAAACUUAAUAUGUAUAAUUUUAACUAAUAAAGUAACCAAAUAUAAUCAUCUCAAAUCAAGCUCAAUGGCUAAACAAGUAACACUACUCAUAUAUAUUCUUUUGGUAGCUUAUUGAUUUUCUGUACUACAAAUUAUGUUGCGUCUUACUAAUUUUCUGCUGAUUAUUCUUAAUUAGAAUUUAUACAAUAACUAUAACAAGUAAAUCCUCAGCUUUGUGCCUCAUCAAUAUUUAAUGUGAAUUACAUAAACUAAGAAAUACAUGUUUGGUAGACUAUUUAGAAAAAUUUUAUUUUAAAUACAUUCAAUACAAAAAACUAGUAAAAAAGUAUAUUUAUCAUUGCACAAAAUGCAGUGACUUCUUAAGUUUUAUCUAAAUUCACUGUAAGGGUUCCUAACAUGAAUUUGCUUAUUGAAUAUCCUGAAAUUUAAAUGUUAUUAGAGUUGAAAAGUAAUGGAUUAGCUUAUAUUCACAACACUAUUUCAAAGAAAAUAGUGAAUUAAGUAAGAAUAUGGUAUCCAAUCAGCGAGCUAUCAACAUAAUUACUCUACAAUUACAAAAUUUUGCCAGACGGAACAUAUUUAUUUACUGGCAUUGAAAUGAAAACCUUUACAAUUAAGAUAGUUAACAUGAAAACUUUAGAAAUAAUCUAUGUGCAGUCUUUCCCUGAAAUUAUUGUAGCUUUGAGUCAAAUCAACUAUGUAUUGUAGCCAUUCUAUUAUCCAAAUUCUGGGUCUAUAGUUGCUGUUAUAUAAUACUAUAAAUAAAUUACAGAUACUUAAAAAAAUUUCCUUUUCUUAUUUUUUUCAAAAAGUAUAGACUAAAUUAGUGCUAACCAAUAUAAGUUAUAGAAAAGCUUAUAAAGUUUUGCUACAAAUUACAUUUAAACUAUCUCUGUAGAAUAUUUAAUUAUUUUUUAUAUGACUUAAACCUCAUAUUACACAGCUUACUUUUACGAUUUAUAGGGAAGAAAAAUACAAACUUCUCCAAAUUAUAAGUAAUUAGAUCUAAAUUUUUCAGGUAAAGAAAACUAAUAAACUUAACAGGCAUUAAUAUCUAGCUAUUAUGGUUUAUAUUUUUAUAACUUAACAACUCUUACUUAUACGGUCUACCCUUUCUAAUGUGCAGCAAGUAUAUAUUUCUCGCUAAACUUUUAAUAUUAUUAUACUCAAUCUGCCUGCUCAACUUAAUAGGAUGGAGUUUUUACAUAUUCUAAUAACACAUUGAUAAGUUAAGGAAUAUAGCCAAGAAACAAGUAUAUAUACAUUUAUAAAUAUAAUGAUGAUAGAUAUUUAGUAAUAGCUACAAAUACACCAAAUCAACUUUUUUAUGAUAAUGUAAGAUAAUAGCUAUUUACAAAGCCUUCAAUAUAUGGGGCAAACUAAGAUGGAAUGAUAGAAUAAGAUGAAGUUAUCUUUUUUAACAGUUAAGCAACUACUCAUUAUGAUUUAAAUACCUUCAACUUAAUUUACUCAGAAAUUCUGGAUUAUACAAUUACUAAAACAUUUUUACUUUAGACAUAGUUUCUGAGGUACAACUAUAUUAUUACUACUUUACUUAAUAUAGUUUAAGUAAAAAAAAUAAAAUAAAUAACGAUUUAGACAACUAAAUCAAUAAAUAAAUAUUAAUCUUAUUUUAUUGAUUUUGUUAGUGAACUAAACUUUGUAGUUGAAAUACUUCCUUAAUCUAUUAAUAUUUACAAUUCGUUAAAUAAUUAACUUUUAUAUUCUGUGAUCCCUUAAGAAACCAUAGAAACAUACUUAUCAUCUAAUGAUAAUUUUGCCAUAUAAGAAUUAUUUACAAGACAAAUUCUUUACUAUUAACCUAGUAAUUUAAUUGUUGUAGUUUAUUAUUUAAGCUUGAUUUGUAUCGAUGCAACAACGUUUUAAGUGCUAUAUUAAUACAAGUAUGAGUUACCAAAUCAGAGUUUCAAGGCAAUUUAGUUUGAUUGGAAUAGAGGCUAUCUUAUCUCAACAAACUUAGAUGAAGACUGCAUCUUAGAUAUGAAUACUAUUCGAAGAACUUGCUAUAAAGAUAAUCCACAAUAUUUAGGUCUUCCUAAUUACUCGUUUUUAGAUUAUCAAUAAUAUCUAUUUAUUAAUUAGUAUACAAGCUAGCUAAUUAUUUGCCAAAUGAUUUCUGUGAGAGUUUUUGCUCUUGAUACUCUAACAUAUAUUAAAUCAAUAUAUGAUACUAAUUUUUAUGGUGCACAGUAUUUUUUUAAUCCAAGCUACAAUUAUUUAAUCUACAUUUAAAAGUACAAUCAUAUUUUUAUGCUUCUUGAUCUCAACACAAUGCAAUACAUAGCAUUAUCUUUGCCAGCUCCAAGUACAGAUUAUCAAAGCAUAAAUUACAGAUUCUUCUUUUUAGACGAUAAGCAAACCUAUAUCUUCUUAAAUUCUAAUCUUCUUUAUAUCGGUUUGUAUGACUAAAAAACUCAUCAGCUGAUAAAUAAAAUAUCUUUAAGUGUAGCCUUUUUUCCUUAUUCAGAUGCAGUUAUUGACUAAGUUAAUAAAAUGAUAUUUUUUUAUGAUAUUAACAAUUUCUUAAACCAAUAUUCUUACUCUACAAAUAAUCUUAUAUCAUAAUAUUAACUUAAUUAAACUGACGCAUAAGCUUUUUAAAAACGUUUAAUAUGGGAUAGCUACAAAUAAAGAAUCAUUUUAUCUUCUGGUUCUACUUUGUAUCUUAUUAAUACUAAAAGAAAUAACAUAGAGCUUUACUAAUUAGACACUUUUGUGACUUAGCUUAGAUUUUUUUAGGAUAGAAAUAUAAUAUAAUACUCUACAUAUUACUAAAAUGUUUUACUUGAUUACGAUUAUCUACUGAAUAAUAAUCAAGCUACAUUUCCGACUUAAAUAAAUCCCAGAUUCUUCCAAGUAAACAACAACACUUUUUUGUUACUAAAUGAUAUCAACUCUCAAGCUAAUCUCUUUAUAAAUUAAACAAUUACUUCCACUUGGAUCAGAAAUAAUUUGAAUUCUGGAUACAUUCGAAUAGUUGAAAACGAUUUGUAAAAAUAACUUGUGUAUGCAAUUUUCGAUAACGAAAUAGCAAUUUUAGAUUUGAGUGAUUCACUUAUUAAUUAAUUAGAUUAGCUUUUCCUUCGUUAAAAUAUUAUCAAAAUACUCUUUGAAAAUUAAGAUUUAGUUAUCCUACUUUCUUAAUCAUAAUAAGUACUAUAGCUCCAAAAAAGAUAAAAAUCUGUUAAAGUAAAUGAAAUAAUAGUGUUAAAAUAAGGUAUUGCAUAGUAUUAAUUUGCUAAUAAUCUAACAACAUUUUUGUUUACUGACUUUUCUGGUAAUUAAUAAAAUAUAAAUAUUGUAAACUUAAGUUAUGACUCUAGUAAAAGUAUUUCUGGCAAUAUUAGAGCUUAAAUUUUUAUGCCUUCCAGAAUACUAAGCAUUCAGUAAUUAAGUAACUCUUAAGUUGUUAUUUUAAUGAAUAACUUGAUAAAAAUUUAUGAUUACAUUUUAAUCUCAGAAAUUGUUUCUGUAGGUUUGGAAUUUAAUGUCAAUUUUGGAAAUAUUUUAAUAGACAGUAUCUACAAAAGAAUUUUUUUGCAAGAUCACAUGGUAGGAAGCUUAGUUUAUGACUUUAACCUUUAAAAACAUGCAAAUUCCUUUAUUAGUUCUUUCUCAACUAAUUUAUAUUUUGAUGAUAACUUUAUCUAUUCAGUCGUAUCACACUCUGCUAACAUUUAUUUUAGAUAAGAUUUAAAGCUUUUGUUUAACUUUAGGCAUUUUAAUUCAACUUUAGAGUUGAAGAAUAUAAGAUACUUAGGAGUUGGGUACUUUUUUUUGGUUGAAUUUAUAAAUAAAAUCUCUGUUUAUGAGUUUUCUCCAUUUAUUUCUCUUCCUACAGAAAAAGCAUUUUUGCAAAUUAAUUAGUUUUCAAUAAUAGCAUUUUCUUUUGUAAAAAUCUAAGAAAAUGAUAAUAGCAGCAAUGAAUAUUAGCUUUAUAUUAAUGGGUUUACUUUAGAAGGAAUGUUUAUGUAUAGACUUGCUUUAGAUAUAUACAGCUAGCAAUAAACUUAAUCAUGCUCUUUAAAUUAUUAACUAUAGUAAUAUAAUUACUAAGAUGAUACUUCUUUCAACUAAGUGAGUUCUUAUCUUAUUAGUUAGCAAAGAAAACUUAAAGGUUUAACAAUAAAUGUAUCCAAAUACCAAAAUUUAUACUUCCCAAAACUUUAAUAAAAUGUUUUGAAUAAUAUAUUCUAACUAAUCAUAGCACCAAAAGAACAAAAUAUUAUUGUUUAUAUCAAGGAUCCAUUAAAUAUUCAACAAGGUGUUUCUUUUGUUUAAAUAAAGAAUUUAGAAAUGCAAACUUCACCUCAAAAUUAUUAGAAUUAUUUGCAAAAAAAUGAUAUUCAAACAAAUCUUACAAUUAAUAAUGUAAUUUUCCCUGAUAUAAAACAAGUCUUACUCGAAAAUAUCACAUUAACAGAGGCAAGUGUGCAAAUUAACAAUAUAUAAACAUUGGUAAUUUAAAAAAUAAAUUUGUAGCACUAUGAAAACUAAACAUUGCCAACAACAACUUAGCUUAAUUUAACAAAUAUUAGUAUGGUAAUUAUUACAGAAAUAAAUUUGAUUUCAUGCAAAUUUAAUUUAGGACGUCCUUUAAUAGUUCUUCAAAAUAUAGAAAAACUACAAAUCAAUAACAUAAAUGUAAUUAAUUGUGAUUGCUCUGGAUUUGAUUAACUUUUACUUAUAAAUUAAGUAUAAAAUGUAACUUUGGAAAAUAUUAUAAUAUCUUAAACUAACUUCAUUUAAUAAUCUUCUUUUUCCAUUUAAUCAACUCAGUUAGUUAAAAUAAAAUUGCUUUAAUUAUUGGAUAUCUAAUACAAUAACUAAAAUCUUUAGUUAAGGUUACUAUAAGCUAAAAAUGCUAAUAGUUUCAUAUAAAAAAUAUUCUACUUUUCAAAUAAUAUAAAAGUAGACAUUGAUGACAUUUAAAUUGUUGGUUUUAAUAUUAAUAGCUCUAAUCAAUUUUCUAUUUUUGAUUUUGAGCUUGUAGAGGAAUAUCUAAGCAUAAAUAAAAGUUUUAUUUAAAAUGUAAAUAUUAAGAAUGAUCAAGAUGGCACAAUAUUUACUAAUUUAGGAGUUUACAGCACUUACCUCCAAUCAAUAAAACUUCAAUAAAUUAAUAACAUGAGAUACUUGCUUCUUUCAUCUUAUCAAGUUUCAGAUGUAUAAAAUAUACAAUGCAAAAACUUAAAUAUAACUAAUUUAAAAGUAAUUAACUCUUAAAUUGUACAGUAAUCUUUCUUUUAUAUUACUUCUGAUAUUAUCAUUUUAGACUAAAUCCAGUUUAUAGAUAUAAAUGUUUUGCUAACUGAUGCUUUAUAAUAAUUAUCCCUGAUUACCUUAGCUGCUGAUGAAUUAAUCUUGCUUUAAAAUUCAAAUUUUAGCUCAAUAGCAAAUUCUUUAAGUAGUACUAUUUUAGUUUAAAAUUCAUAAAAUGUAAAUAUUUUAAAUAUAAACUAUUAAUAAUUAUCUACUAAUGGAACUUCUUCAGCUUUGAAGAUUCUUGAUUCAUAAAAUGUUACUAUUCUGUCUAAUGUAGUAUCUUAAUGUUAAUCUUUAUAAGAUUCUGGAGCAAUUUAAAUUAUUAAUUGCAAGUAAGUAACAAUUCAAUAAAAUAUUCUUUCACAAAUCUAUUCAGAAAAAGGAAAUGGAGGUGUUCUUUAUGUAUAAAAUAGCUAAAUUAAUAGCUUCAAUAACAAUUUAUUCACCUCUAAUACCGCAAAUUUAGGAUCAGGAGGAGCAAUCUAUUGUGAAAAUAGUAAUUUUAAUGUUUUUAACAAUAACUAAUUUAUAAAGAAUUAAGCUCUUUAAGGUUCAGGUGGAGCUGUAUUGCUAAAUAAUUGUGACAUUUUAUAAAUUUAAAAUAAUACAUUCAGCUAAAAUUUGGCAUUUAUUGGAGGAGGUAUAAGAUACAUUAAUCUUUAGCCUUUGGUGAUAAUGAAAAAUGGAGUUAGCUUUUUAAAAAAGAAUAAUUACUUUUAUAAAAAUAAUGCUACUUCAUAUGGAAUAAAUAUUGGCUCAUAUCCUAAGUUUUUAAAUAUGAAAAACAAAAAUAGUUAAACUUAAGAAUAAAAUAUUUUAGAUAAUGUACAAAGUGGAUAUAAAUCGCCAAUACCUAUAUUAAUUAGAUUUAUUGAUGAAGAAAUGAGAGAAGUUACAUUUGUUAAUUUGUAGCUAUUUCCUUAACUCAGCUAAGACAUUUUAGAAGAAAUGUCAAUUUACAUACUCUAAGCAGAAAGCAGUAAUAUAGGUUUAUUAGGAGACUUAAGGCAAGUAUAUUCUUUAACAUAUUUUGCAUUUAUUUUUGACUUGUCCUAUUCUUAUCAGCCUUCAUCAAGUGCUAUUUUAAAUAUAAAGUCUGCUUAGCUCCUUCCUUAAUUUUAGACAGAUAUUUAGUAAGUAAUAUAAUCAAGAUAUAAUCUUCCAAUUACUGUCAAUUUCAGAAAGUGUUAAGUUGGAGAAAUACUUUAGCAAUCAGGAAAUUACACCUUAUGCUAUGAAUGCGGAUAAGGUUUCUACAGCAUUAUAGAUCCAUAUUCUGUUGAAAAUUCUAAUUGUAAGAGAUGUCCUGUUGGCUCAAUCGCAUGUUAAAGUUCUUAAAUAUAUGUUUAAAAUGGAUAUUGGAGAACUGGUAAUCUUUCAGAUGUAAUAAUUUAAUGCUAAUAUCCUGAAUUUUGCCUACCAGAAGACCCUUAAUCGAAAAACGGUUGCCUAAAGGGGCAUAUUGGACCAACUUGUUAUGAAUGUGAUGUUAAUGGCGAAAUAUGGGGUACUUAGUACUCUAAGUCCAAUUAAGAGUGCAAUGAUUGUGUACAUUUUUAUUCUGCAUUGAAUAUUAUUUUAAUAUUUCUGAUUUUUGCUUUUAUUUUAAUUCAAAUCUAUAGUAAAAUUAAUAAUGAAAUGAUUCUGAUAAGAAAAUAUAUCAUGGCUAAAUAUUUAUCAAAAUUAAGAUUUGUUUCUCCUAACCUUUAAAGAACCUAAACUUCUUAAUCUUCUUUGAUUAAAAUAUUAAUUAAUUACUUUUAAUUUCUAGCAAUUGUAAACAGUCUAAACAUAACAUUGCCAACUUAUUUUACAUUUUUUAACUUAACUGGGGGAGAUACCUCUUAAAUUACAAUCUAUUCGAUUGAUUGUUUACUAUUUUCUAAUAAGUUAGCAGUUCCAAAUUAUAUAGUCCGCUUGUUAUGGAUCAACUUUUAACCAAUUGCCUUAUUUAUAAUUAUUUAACUUUUUAGAUAUAUUUUUGAAAAAAAUACUUCUCACUCUUCGAGAUAGGCUGUUUACACAAACACGAUUAAUAUAUACUUAUUUUUUCAGCCUUCUGUUGUUAAAGUUAUAACCUAAUCUCUAUCAUGCUAGAAUAUUGGUUUAUAAUCUUACAUAUCUUCUGAUUUAAAUUAUACAUGCUUAGACAGAGAGCAUAUGAAAUACAUAUACUACUGUGUUUUACCUUUAGGAUUAAUUUGGAUAGUUUUAAUUCCCCUCUUUUUAUUUGCAAGAAUGAGAAAUUAUAAACAAAAAAUGCAAUCCGUUAAAAUACUCUUCAGAUACGGUUAUCUAUAUCAGGAAUACGUGGAUGAUAAAUAUUACUGGGAUUUGGCAAGAUUAAUUAUUCGUUCUGCAGGAAUCAUCGCUAUUAAUAUAUUUAACUUUUAAAUCAUUUUUAAGGGUAUGGUUUUAUUUGGAGUUAUGUUCUUAUUUUUAUUCCUUUAGAAAAAAUUAAAGCCAUUUAUUUUGUAAAAAUUUAAUAAUCUUGAGCAGGAAUCUACUUUCUUAGUAAUAAUAACUAUUUAUUUGCUUUUUGUUGGAAGUCUCUCAGAAAACUAUAUAAUUUCUUAUAUAGUCACUUUCAUUAUAGGAAUUUUAAACUUUCAGUUUGUUUUAAAAAUGUUAUAGUUAAUAUUAAUAUAGUCUAUUCCAGAAGAAGAAAAAGAUAGAAAUAUAUUUUAAAAACUUAUUUUCAAGAUAAAAUAAAAAUUUCCUUUAUACUUUUAAUGGAUUAAAAUUAGUCAUUCAUAUAAUAGUAGCCCUUUUAAAAACUGGAAAAAAGUUUCACAAGUGAUGAAAACUAUUAAAGAAGAGUUACAUUAAGAUGAAUUUAAUUUUAAGUAGAAAAUAAGUCCUAGCACUGCAGGAAAUAGAAUUUCAUUAGGAAUGAGUUAAAUAUUAAAAAACCAUAAAAAAUAAAUAAAUUUAAAUUGUAAAGAUUCAUAAGAGUCUCCUAUAAAGUCAUAAACGAAAGAAAAAUCAAAGUUUUAGAAAUUUGAUUUCAAAUGA
Messenger RNA from Tetrahymena thermophila SB210, 9564 nucleotides. RefSeq names its product transmembrane protein, putative. The record is from RefSeq and is a predicted model, not a curated record. NCBI's taxonomy places the organism in Eukaryota, Ciliophora, Oligohymenophorea, Hymenostomatida, Tetrahymenidae. The transcript has 16 exons.